Molecule: messenger RNA, 327 nt
Organism: Fusarium venenatum
Lineage: Eukaryota; Fungi; Ascomycota; Sordariomycetes; Hypocreales; Nectriaceae
Source: RefSeq, a predicted model, not a curated record
AUGGAAGAAUGGAACAAACUGCGGCUCACAGGGACGCCUGUCCUUCUAUGGGAAGAAGGACGUCGGCGAUUGCAGGCCGAUGAGGACUGGAAACGACCCUAUUCGCGAGAGGAUUCUCCAGUGCAGGGUUUGACAUCUGUUGUCUCCGCUUCCGCGCUUCAACCAUCCAGUCCCAGUACCGAACCGAAUGCACGAUCUGUCAUGUCAGUCUCCAUAUCCAUCUCUGUUUGGCCCCCGCCGUUCCGUGCGGAGAAGCUGUCGAAAGCCGGCCGAUCCACUGGUUCAUCGGUCAAGUCGAGUCGCGUGGCAUGGCAUCGCGUCUGUUGA